Oryzias melastigma (Indian medaka) is the source of this 2051-nucleotide messenger RNA. RefSeq names its product RAB27A, member RAS oncogene family (gene rab27a). Bases 260 to 916 code for a protein of 218 amino acids. The transcript has 6 exons. Gene Ontology annotation, biological process: melanosome transport; positive regulation of exocytosis. NCBI's taxonomy places the organism in Eukaryota, Metazoa, Chordata, Actinopteri, Beloniformes, Adrianichthyidae. The record is from RefSeq and is a predicted model, not a curated record. Gene Ontology annotation, cellular component: melanosome; secretory granule. Gene Ontology annotation, molecular function: GTP binding; GTPase activity.
AAUGGCCCAUCUUUGACGUGCUGCAGUUCCCGCCUGUACCGUGGGGAGGCGCUGUUUCCCAUCGCGGCCAGGCGGCAGUUGGUCUUAACUCCAUGUAGAUGCGGCUGCUCUGAAGUUCUCUCCUGGGCUAAAAAAGAGACGAAGAAAGUGAAGAACGCCGUCAUUUAGCUCCAAUAAAACCCGAAACGGACAGUUUAGCGUUUUUUUAACGACAGAAAGCAGAGCAGCAACGCCCCGCGGCUGAAAUUACGGCCUCAGCAUGUCUGAUGGGGAGUACGACUACCUCAUCAAAUUCUUAGCUCUGGGAGACUCUGGUGUGGGAAAGACCAGCUUCUUAUACCAAUACACAGAUGGCAAGUUUAACUCCAAGUUCAUCACUACAGUGGGAAUAGACUUCAGAGAAAAAACUGUGCUGUUUCCUUCCACGGGUGGAACAUCAGGUAAAGGACAGAAGAUCCACUUGCAGCUGUGGGACACUGCAGGGCAGGAGAGAUUCCGAAGUUUGACAACAGCGUUUUUCCGAGACGCAAUGGGUUUCCUCCUCCUGUUUGAUCUGACAAACGAGCAGAGCUUCCUCAAUGUCAGGAACUGGAUGAGUCAGUUACAGAUGCACGCGUACUGUGAAAACCCAGACGUGGUUCUGUGUGGCAACAAGUGUGACCUGACGGAUCAGAGAGCCAUCAGUGAAGUCGAGGCCCGUGAGCUGGCAGAGAAAUACGGAAUCCCAUACUUCGAGACAAGUGCAGCGAACGGACAGAAUGUCACAGAGGCUGUGAGAAUCCUGCUGGAUCUCAUCAUGAGGAGGAUGGAGCACUGCGUUGACAAGUCUUGGAUCCCAGAUGGGACGGUUCGACCCAAUGGACCUAAUCACCAAGACAUCCCAGAGGACCCCGACAGGGGAAAGUGUGCCUGUUAAAGAGAAUUUUGUGACAUAUGUAGGAAAAGUGGGAGUUUGUAUAGUAUGUUUGGCUUGAUGACAGUCCUCAUCUUUAUUUGUGCCAUUUCCUUCAUGAUCGUACAUACUCUCUGUAAAAGGUGCUAUGAUUAGCUUACCAGUACAGGAGUGAAUGUUGUUUUUCACUUGGGAAUUUCAUUUAUUUUGGCUUUUUUCAGUAAUCUUUCUUUCAAAUAAUUCCUCCAUAUGGGUUCUUUGUGGGGCAUAUUUAUUUGUAAAAUACCAGAUGUACAAUUCCACUCUGUUCAUAAUGCAGAACAUGCUCUCAGAAACAGAUUGUCUUCCACAGCACACACGUUCACUGAGUGAUAACAUAUUUUAUCUGCAACCAGACGACUGUUAUAGAUUGUACCACUAAAGCUUUGGUAGAUGUUUUCCUGGGUGCUGUUGUUUUCUUGAUGCCUUCCCCAGUGAAAAUGUUCUUCACAGUUUUCAUAUCACUGUACAACACUUGCUUAUCUGCACUCAUUCUUUUGUAAAUGCUUUAUAAACUUGUUCUGCAGUUUUCUGAAAUUCAAAUCAGAGUUAAAAAUGCAGCAAGAACUAAAGAGUGUGCUAUAUUCCGAAUGUAUGCGUAUUUAAUAAUCUAUUAAUCCAUUAGAGGUUUGGGGCGUAUUUUUGAUUUGCUUUCUCUUAAAUCCAAGUAUAAAUGUAUCUAAUAUAUUUAAUUCACUCUGUGCCUUUGAUGAAAAAAUAAAUAAAUACCAAUAUUAUUUAUAGUAAAAUGCAUAGUUCUUUUUUUAUUAUUUUGCAAUUUAGAUGGUUGUACACUCCCUUCAAUAAUUUACAGAUUGCUUUUUGUUUUCAAAUGAAAUGCCAACACUGUUUUAUACUUGAGUUAAAAUAUGUAAGCAAAGUAUUUGUAAUGUUUAAAGUUAACUGAUGCUUUUCUGAUGGUGUCUAAAGAGCAUGUACAAGUUAAGUUUCCUUUAAUCUACCAAAAUAGAUAUUUGUAAGCCCGUCACUAGACGUGUGUACGCCAUUUUAUUAAGACUAAAGUGUGUUAAGCUGUCAGUUGUGCCACAUUUCAAAUGCUGAAUUUGUAAAUUAUUUCCAAAUAAAAAUGUGUACAUAUCGAUGACCUCAAAGGAAUUUA